CUGAGAUUAACGGUACGCUAGUGAGGAGUUUCAUGAGGUUCUUCGCAACGCGGAUUCAGUAGCCUCUACGACAGACAGAUGGCUGAAAAAUCAUCAGAGGACGAUGGACAGACGUUACCAGUGUACAAGGAGGAGGAAGAGGAGAUGGAGGUCACCAUGACAACACAACUAGAAAACCUUGUCGUAAACCCUGCCAAUGCAGACACAUCAUUAAAUACACACACACAUCCAGAGGAAACAGGAGAUGUGCAAACAGACUCAACAGCAGCCACGCUUUCUUUAGACAUUGUGUGCAAGACAGAAGACUGUGAUGACGAUGAGUCAGAGGAUUCAGACAGUGACAGCUCUUCUUCCUCCUCCUCCUCUUCCUCUUCUUCCUCAUCCUCCUCUUCUCCCUCUGCCCCAAUUCUUGAAGAUGAUGACGAUGACGAGGGUUUCAGCCAACCAGCCCCCAUCAGAACCAGAGAUGAAGUCCUACUCGAGGAGCUGCCAGCAGUGGAGGAGGUGUGUGUGUCGUUACCAGAGGAUACAGAACUGCAGCCUGUUGGAACAGUCUCCAGUAUUAUACAGCAGCUUGUUAUCAUCCAGUCUCUGAAAGACACGCCCCCUCUGACUGAUGACAGUGUCAUCUUUACCUCUUACAGGGUGGCUAUUGGCAAGGUGUUUGAGGUGUUUGGUCCAGUGUCCAGUCCGCUGUAUAUUUUGCGUUUUAACUCUGCAGAGCAGAUAAGCAGCAGAGGGCUGACGGAGGGUGUGACUGUUUAUUACGCACCGACCAUCAAAGAGUACACACGCUUCAUCCUGACACAGCAGCUCAGACUGUUCAAGGGAUCGGAUGCAUCCUGGAAGAACGACCAAGAACCACCGGAGGAGGCUUUGGAUUAUAGUGAUGAUGAGAAAGAACAGGAAGCGAAGAAGAAAGUGAAAAACUCCAGAAAGAAGAAGGACAAUAACAGUGCAGAUAAUCCUGCCCACGUUACCCAGAACCCCUUGCACCAGCAGCGUAAUGUCAGGGGUUUCCCACCAAGACACGCAGGACAUCCGCCCAGGCACCAGAACCCCAGGAAUAAACACCCACCUUUCAGCCAUGCAGCCACUCCACACAGACACGCACACCCACCGCCUGGACACACACAUGUUCCUCCCAUGUACCUCCCCCCUCCCUGCCCUUACCCUCCACCUCCUCACCUUUUCCCUCCACCCAACUUCCCUCUGUACCCCCCUCCUCCUCCCUCGUACUUCAAUCCGUCUUUCUCCUCUCAUCUCUGGCCGCCAAACUCGGUCCCCUUCUCUGACCUCCCUCCUCCGCCUCCCCCACCACCGCCCCCACCUCCUCCUCAGUGAUGGCCUCUGUAUAUGAACACACGAACCCGAGUUCCUGCUGGUGAGUUGAUGUUUUGGUUUAUUCUCGUUAGAGGAAUGUGUCAUGUGUUUGUAGGCUGUCAGACGGGACAGCUGGGCAAAUCGUCCGUGUGUAUCAAUCACUGGCUCUGCUUGUUAGCACUGCUCAUUAGGCUGUACAGUCACUGAUUAUAAAGUAAAACAUUUACCUAAUAUAGCUGGUGGAGCCCAGUGAUGUGCUGUGACCAACCACAUAUUCUGCCACUGCAGGGUUUUUGAGUUUUAAAUUUUAUUUUAUUUUUCCUACAGCUGCAGACAUUUGUUUACCAUCUGAGGGAAAGUAUCCCCUGAUCAAGAUGGUAUUUUUAUUUUUUAUAUUCCAAUUAAAUGUGACCAUAUUCUUCAUCAAAUGUCACUUACGCACUGAAACACCAGAGAAGUGUCAGGCUGCCAUUUAUUGUGAAGUGAAACACAAUGAACGGAGAAUCAAAAAAUGGCGAAUAUUCUUCAUAAAUUAAAGUUCUUGGGGACCACAUUUAACAACAGCAAAAAUCCAAGUCUCAUUUACCCAGUCGUAUGCUCAGCUCUGCACAAACCUGCAUUUUCUCUGAAACACUUUGGUUUAUGAGUAGCUUACCUGACCACACACAUGCGUAUGAGCUCUGCUUUAGCAGAUGCGCAUGCUCAGGCGCGCUACUCGGCCGUGUGAAGGACAGAAAGUGUUUUAAGUCGUAUACACACAAUAUUAUCACACAUUAAAAGCAGUUCUGAAAAAGUGAGUUUUGAUUAGUGAUUUUUGAAAAGUGUUCUACUGAUCCUAGUCUCAUUUGUAAGUUUUGGUUGCCUUCAUAAAGUCUACAAAAAAAUGGAAAUGUAUAUGAUGGUUUUAUGAUCUGAAAAAUUCAACUAUGGAAAAGAACUGUUGUUCAGUUGCAGCUCCAUGUGUUGUCGACCUACAAGAACGUCAUGUGCUUUGGCAUUUGUUAAAAAUAAUCAGCUGAUGCGUCCUGUUAGGAUGUGAAAGUCACCGUCACUUGUACGUGAUACUGUAUAUGUACUGUAUUUUUUACCAGAACGCUUUGUAAAUGUCAAUAUUUUCCCCAUUUGAUGAGCUGUGUCAGUGGGAAAUAAACGUCUUUGUGUAAGACUGA
Epinephelus lanceolatus (giant grouper) is the source of this 2492-nucleotide messenger RNA. RefSeq names its product nuclear assembly factor 1 homolog (S. cerevisiae) (gene naf1). Gene Ontology annotation, biological process: pseudouridine synthesis; ribosome biogenesis; box H/ACA snoRNP assembly. Gene Ontology annotation, cellular component: sno(s)RNA-containing ribonucleoprotein complex. The record is from RefSeq and is a predicted model, not a curated record. Lineage: Eukaryota; Metazoa; Chordata; Actinopteri; Perciformes; Serranidae. Gene Ontology annotation, molecular function: RNA binding.